UAACGGAGCUAACCGCUAACGUUAACGUUGCAUGGCGUUACAUUAUGAUGCCUUCAAGCUCUAUUCAGUAAAAAAUACUACAGUGUGAAUAAAUUAUGAUGCUCUCAUAAUGCUUUCAAAUGCAAUCUUGUAAAAUGUAGUUUUUGGUGAGAAACAUGAAUAAAUGCAGUUUUUUAAGAUGUUUUGACAUAAAAUAGAUAUAAGAGAGAAAAUGAUGACCCCUUUAACUUUUUGUUUUUAAAAAUCUGCUUUCAGAUCAAUGCUUUCAAUAUCUUCUAGCAACGCUCUCAGCUCCCAGCAGCACGGCUAACUGAGCUAACUAGCUGACGGCUACAGUUAGCGUUAGCGUUACUUUAGCAGCAAGUAAAUUGAACUUUCUGGACAUUGAUGACUGUUUCUAAUACGAGUCUCUGUAGCAUCACCAUGAUGUUGAAGCUGCUAUUUUAAGAUGAAAUAGUUCCAUAAUGUCGCUUUAAAACAUCGCAGAAAAACACAAACUAUCACAUUAGAGAAAUGUGAGUUCUCACAUGUCUGAGCGUCCUUGAAUGCAUCACUAUAGAACGAUAUGUGACGAUGAAACCGAUGAUGUUUUUUUUGGUCAGGACGCCGGUGAUGGAGCGAGUGGACGGCCGGAACGGUGAGCAGGUCCGACCUCUGAGGUACCACCUGAACCCCCCGACCGACAUCCCGCUGACUCCGCCCACUAAAGAGAGAGCUGCCCCCCCCACCAGGCCUCUGCCCCCCGACCCCCCCGACCAGCUGCUGGGGAGGCGACCGGCUCCGCCCAACAAGGCCCUCCCCCCCGACCCCCUCACACCUGGACAGGUUCCUGUUCCACUCAAACCUGUUGUGCCCAUAAAGCCCCGCCUGCUGCCCCCGCCGACCCACCCCCUCACCCCCCCCCACCCCGGCUACACCACCGCCACCAAACCACAACACAGAGCCGGACGCAACAGACGACCUCCUCUUCCUCCCUCUGAGCCUCACAAAGUGGACUCGUCUCCUCUUUAGCUGACUCAGCGUCUUCAGAGACAUUUAAUCUGAAGACGCUCACACAAAACAUGAAGAAGAUGAAGACUUUAUUACCCACUUUGCACUCAGUCGUCUGAUUCUCACUGUAAAUAGAUGUUAGCGUGCCUUGCUCAGCAGCACCGGGACACUCGGGACUUGAACCUCUGACCCACGGCCACAUUAAAGUGUCUUGGUGUCAUGAGUUCAGUGCCCCAGCAGGGGUUCAGUGCCUUGCUCAAGGACCCAGAGACGGGGAUCGAACCUGUGAUAACAGUAAAGAGUAACUGGCAGAGGGGUUCUCAAACUGUGGUCUGGGGCCCUCUGCUGGACCCUCUAUAGGCUCCUCUACUGGACCCUCUGCUACAGGACCCUCUGUGGACCCUCUCCUGGACCCUCUGCUACAGGACCCUCUGUGGACCCUCUACUGGACCCUCUGCUACAGGACCCUCUACUGGACCCUCUACUGGACCCUCUAUAGGCCCCUCUACUGGACCAUCUACUGGACCCUCUACUGGA
Messenger RNA from Anarrhichthys ocellatus (wolf-eel), 1527 nucleotides. Its product is annotated as proline-rich receptor-like protein kinase PERK2. The record is from RefSeq and is a predicted model, not a curated record. The transcript is spliced from 5 exons. NCBI's taxonomy places the organism in Eukaryota, Metazoa, Chordata, Actinopteri, Perciformes, Anarhichadidae. Bases 574 to 1011 code for a protein of 145 amino acids.